Molecule: messenger RNA, 1425 nt
Organism: Striga asiatica
Lineage: Eukaryota; Viridiplantae; Streptophyta; Magnoliopsida; Lamiales; Orobanchaceae
Source: the annotation of a GenBank genome assembly
GCCGCUAGCCCUUUAAGCCUUUAUAUUUCACAAAAUGUACCAAAUAAAAGUCAACCGAGGCACAAGGACAAAAAUGUAAAUUUACCCCUCCUCCACCCCGUGCGCGCUCUAUAUAAAUGACCCCAUUAAACUUUCAGAUCGAACCCAUUUUCGUAAAUAUCUCCCAUCUCAUCUUCUUCCCCGCACCUCCCCCUUCCCUCUCUCUCUCUAACACACACUCAGGCACCUAGAGAGAGAAUGGGCGGCCAGAAGUUCGCCGUCCUCCUGUGCGCCGACGAUUCCGACUACGUGAAGAAGAUCUACGGCGGCUACUUCGGCGUUUUCGUGAGGAUGCUGAGGGAAGAAGGCGAGGAGUGGGACGUUUUCCGGGUUGCGCGCGGCGAGUUUCCGGACGACGGAGAUAUCGCCGCCUACGACGGAUUCGUGAUCACCGGCAGCUGCAACGACGCCCACGGCAACGAUCUAUGGGUCUGCAGGCUCCUCAUCCUUCUCAAUCGAUUGGAUGCCAUGAAAAAGAAGGUCCUCGGCAUUUGCUUCGGUCAUCAGAUACUCGGACGAGCUCUCGGAGGCAAGAUAGGGCGAGCCAGCGGCGGAUGGGACAUUGGAAUCACCAAAGUUCAUUUGUUUCCAUCACCCAUUUUCACUUCCUUACACAUGCCUGAUUCCCUCUCUGUCAUCGAAUGCCAUAGGGACGAGGUAUGGGAGCUUCCCGCCAAAGCAGAGGUGCUGGCAUGGUCCGACAAAACUGGAGUCGAGAUGUUUAGGUACGGAAGUCAUAUAAUGGGCAUCCAAGGUCAUCCCGAGUACACAAAAGACAUCCUCUCGAACCUCAUUGACCGUCUACUUAACCGUGAACUCAUUGAGGAAGAAACUGCCGAGGAGGCCAAGAGUAAGAUGGAGGGCGGUGAGCCAGAUAGAGAAGCUUGGAAGAAACUGUGCACCGGCUUUCUCAAAGGAAAGUUGUGAUGGUAAAGAAAUCGAUAUCUUGAAGGAUUUAGGAAGUGUAAAUAUAAAUUAUGUUGGGUUGUGUGGCUGAAAUAUAUGGAUCUCUAAAGAACUGUGCUUAAUUACGGACACAACUAAAAGAACACCAUUUUUCGUGUACUCGAAAUAAUCGUGCUUGGACGAUGUCAGUAUCUUUCAUCUCAUUCUUAGGAUCUUUGACCUGCGGCAACAUUAACUCAAAGAGACUCCAAAGCUUUAUUAGAUUCUUACACAUUUGUUGUAUUGUUAAGAAAAAUGAGGGCAUACAUGCAUGUUUGGAUAAACAGAUUAUACUUGCCCCUCCUGUUUUAUUUCUCAGCUGUUAGGUUUAUAUAAUUUAGACAAUCUGCUUUAAUCAUAUUAUGUCAACACAACCAUAUCAGUUAAAUCUGAUUUAAUUACAGAAUUUGAAGUGUUCGCGUUGAUCUCUGUAUGGUUAAG